AGCGUGUUAAAUUUUUUGUUGAUUAGUUACACUACAUAUAUAAUAUCAGUGUGUACUUUUUUCAGUUUAAUUUUUUUAAAAUUCUGACAUGCAAUGUGCUUCAAUUAGUUCAAUUAAAAUAGCUAAUAUGUGUGUUUAUAUUUUGUUGCUCAGUUUUCUCUAUAAAUAUAAUUUCCUGCAAUUUCAGGUUAUCUUGUAGUUCAAGUUUUGCCCUAAUUUUUACAAUUUAAUGGCUUAAAUUCAUGGUUUAUUUCAUUAUUAUUACGAUUUACUUACAAAAAUUAGAUCAUAUGUAUUAAAUUUUUUGUUGAUUAGUUACAUUGCAUGUGUAAUGUCAGUGUGUACCUCAUUUUGUUGAAGUUCAGUGAGAUUUUUUUUUUUCAGUUUUAUUAUUUAAAUUUUUUAUUUCUGUUGGAUCAAACCCGUGGAGUACAUUAGAGUGAUCAAGGACAUGUAUGAGGGAGCCAAAACCAGGGUAAGGACAGUAGGAGGGGACUCAGAGCACUCCCCAGUUGUGAUGGGGUUGCAUCAAGGAUCAGCUCUUAGUUCAUUUUUAUUUGCCUUGGUGAUGGAUGGAUUGACGCGACAAAUUCAAGGUGAGGUGCCAUGGUGUAUGCUUUUCGCGGAUGACAUAGUCCUGAUCGACGAGACUGGUAGUGGAGUUAACGCUAAGCUGGAGGGUUGGAGACAUACCUUGGAGUCUAUAGGGUUUAAGCUGAGUAGGACUAAGACAGAGUACUUGGAGUGCAAGUUCAGUGAAGCGCCUCAGGAGGUUGGCGUGGAAGUUAGGCUUGGUACCCAGGCCAUCCAGAAGAAAAAUAGUUUCAAGUAUCUUGGGUCUAUCAUGCAAGGCAGCGGAGAGAUUGACGAUGAUGUCACACAUCGUAUUAGGGUAGGGUGGAUGAAAUGGAGGCUCGCUUCCGGAGUGCUAUGUGACAAGAAGGUGCCACCACAACUUAAGGGCAAGUUCUACAAAGUGGUGGUUAGACCGACUAUGUUGUAUGGGGCGGAGUGUUGGCCAGUUAAGAUCUCUCACGUUCAAAAAAUGAAAGUUUCCGAGAUAAGAAUGUUGAGAUGAAUGUGUGGGCACACCAGGAGUGACAGGAUUAGGAAUGAAGCUAUUCGGGACAAGGUGGGAGUGGCCUCGGUGGAAGACAAGAUGCGGGAAGCGAGACUGAGAUGGUUUGGGCAUGUGAAGAGGAGAGGUACGGAUGCUCCAGUGCGGAGGUGUGAGAGGUUGGCCAUGGAUGGUUUCAGAAGAGGUAGGGGUAGGUCGAAGAAAUAUUGGGGAGAGGUGAUUAGACAGGACAUGGCGCAGUUACAGCUUAGCUAGGACAUGACCUUAGAUAGAAGGGUUUGGAGGACCCACAUUAGGGUAGAAGGCUAGUAGAUAGUCUCGUUAUCCUUCCUUAUUAGUAGGCGCGUCUGUUAUUUCCUGUACUUUGAUUAUUCUAUCUUAUCUGUGUCGCUUUCGUUAUUUGCAUUUCCAUAUCGCUUUGAAUUUCUUAGCCUAUCUAACCUCUUUUUAUGCUUUUCAUUGAGCCGAGGGUCUUUCGGAAACAGCUGUCCUACCUUGGUAGGAGUAAGGUCUGCGUACACUCUACCCUCCCCAGACCCCACGUUGUGGGAUUUCACUGGGUUGUUGUUGUUGUUGUUGGAUCAAACCUGACAUAUUCACGGGUGCUCAAUUAUUCUUCUUCCUGAACAAAUUAGAGUUCUAUUCAGGCUUACCUUGAGAAAUGGACAAAAAUCUUUCUGAAGAAGACAGUGACAAAAUUGACUGGGAUACUGAAGAUGAAUUAGAAAUACAAGAAAUACAGGAGGCAACAUUUUCUUCAUGCAGGGAUAUAGGAACUACUGGACAGCAUGCUGUUAUUGGUGAUGGGGAGGCAAGCUCAUCAUCAGGAUCUUCCCUGUCCAAGUUCAUUCAGCAGUUUGUAGUGAUGGGAUUUCCUGAAGAGUCUAUUGCAAAAGCAAUAGAGCAAAAUGGAGAAAAUUCAGACUUGGUGCUGGAUGCUCUUUUGACAUUCAAGGUCAUUGAAGACUCUCCUGAAGAACAGCCCACGGCUAGCCCUCAGCUGGAGCCCAGCAUUAGUUCUGAUGAUAGCUAUUCUGAAUACACCGAGAACAUUUUGGAUGAUGUUUAUGAGGAAGAUUGUUGGUCCUCCGACUCAGACAACUGUAUAAAUCCUGCUAAGCAGUGCUACUUGAAAGACGAGAGCAGUUCUUUGUCUGAAAAAGAGCAGACUUUAUUAUCUCUGGCAAAUAUGGGAUACCCAGUGGAAGAGGUUUCCAUAGCAAUGGAGAGAUGUGGUAAAGAAGCAUCGCUUGCUGAAUUGACCGAUUUCAUCUGUGCUGCUCAAAUGGCAAGAGCAGAAGAUCCCUAUCUGCCAGAAGAUGUUAAGCCAAAACUGAAUCAUAUAUCAAAUGGUAAUGGUGGAUACAACAAGAGGAAGAUGUUCAAUCAGUUGUGCAAAAGCAAAAAGCAAAGGACUAUCUUUGAUGAAGAGCCCAUUAGUUUGCCCAACCCUAUGAUUGGAUUCGGGGUUCCUACAGUAUCAGUUCCAGGAACUGUCCGAAGAACUCUUCCAGAGCAAGCUAUCGGCCCCCCUUUUUUCUAUUAUGAAAACGUGGCUCUAGCUCCAAAGGGUGUGUGGGAUAGAAUUUCCAGAUUCUUGUAUGAUAUUGAGCCGGAGUUUGUCGACUCAAAAUAUUUCUGCGCUGCUGCAAGAAAAAGGGGAUACAUUCAUAAUCUACCUGUUGAAAACAGAUUUCCUUUGCUUCCGCUUCCCCCACGUACAGUUAAUGAGGCACUUCCCCUAUCAAAAAAAUGGUGGCCAUCUUGGGAUACACGAACUCACUUAAACUGUUUGCAAACAGCCAUCGGGAGUGCAAGAUUGACUGAUAGGAUCAGAAAAGCUGUGGAGGACUUUGAUGGUGAGCCACCUAUGAGGGUGCAAAAAUAUGUUCUUGAACAAUGUCGGAAGUGGAAUUUGGUGUGGGUUGGAAGAAACAAAGUUGCUCCUUUGGAGCCGGAUGAAGUUGAAAUGCUAUUGGGGUUCCCGAAGAAUCAUACCAGAGGAGGUGGUAUAAGUAGGACUGAUAGAUACAAAUCGCUUGGUAACUCAUUCCAGGUUGACACGGUGGCAUACCAUUUAUCGGUGUUGAAGGACUUGUAUCCAGAGGGUAUCAACGUCUUAUCACUCUUCUCAGGCAUUGGCGGUGCUGAAGUUGCUCUUUACCGUCUCGGGAUUCCAUUAAAAAAUGUGGUUUCUGUGGAAAAAUCUGAAGUCAACAGGAAUAUUGUGAGAAGCUGGUGGGAGAAUACUAGUCAGAGAGGCAAUCUUAUAGAUUUCGAUGAUGUGCAACAGUUGAAUGGAGACCGUUUGGAGCAACUUAUUGAUUCGAUUGGAGGAUUUGACUUAGUGAUUGGUGGAAGCCCGUGCAACAACCUUGCAGGCAGUAACAGAGUGAGCAGGGAUGGGCUUGAAGGCAAAGAGUCGUCUCUAUUUUUUGAGUAUCCUCGAAUACUGGACUUAGUCAAGACCAUAAUGUCUAGACAUAGAUAGUAUGACACAAAUUUGUUCUUGGUUCAGAUUUAGAUAUCCCAUUCCUUUUUCUUGACAUUGCUUAUGCUAAUAAAUUCAUUCUUUGUAAAACUGAAACUACAUACUAAUUGCAAGUCUGCAUGGUGCCGGGCUAUCUUACUAUUCAGUUGAUAGAAUUUUCCUGGCCAAUAAAGUAAACGUGAUUGUUUUUGGUUUA
This is a messenger RNA of Lycium barbarum (goji berry), 3765 nucleotides long. Its product is annotated as DNA (cytosine-5)-methyltransferase DRM2-like. NCBI's taxonomy places the organism in Eukaryota, Viridiplantae, Streptophyta, Magnoliopsida, Solanales, Solanaceae. The transcript is spliced from 10 exons. The record is from RefSeq and is a predicted model, not a curated record. Bases 1740 to 3569 code for a protein of 609 amino acids. Gene Ontology annotation, molecular function: DNA (cytosine-5-)-methyltransferase activity. Gene Ontology annotation, cellular component: nucleus.